Molecule: messenger RNA, 3417 nt
Organism: Condylura cristata (star-nosed mole)
Lineage: Eukaryota; Metazoa; Chordata; Mammalia; Eulipotyphla; Talpidae
Product: NACHT, LRR and PYD domains-containing protein 1
Cellular component (GO): canonical inflammasome complex
Molecular function (GO): protein binding
Source: RefSeq, a predicted model, not a curated record
AUGUUGAGUGCCCAGUCUGUGACCGUGAUCAGGGUCCAAUCUAUGACCACGAUCAAGGCUCAGUCUGUGACCAUGAUCAGGGCUCAGUCUGUGACCAUGAUCAGGGCUCAGUCUGUGACCAUGAUCAGGGCUCAGUCUGUGACCAUGAUCAAGGCUCAGUCUGUGACCAUGAUCAGGGCUCAGUCUAUGACCAUGAUCAGGGCUCAGUUUGUGACUGUGCUCAAGGCUGAGUGUGUGGCUGAGAGCUGUGUGAACAUCCAGGGCUCAGCUGAGGCAAAUGAGGACGGUGAAGGCCAGGAGCAACAGAGCUCGCUGUUGACCCAAAGGAUUAAGGAAAUCAAUGUGCCCCAGCCCCGGCUGCUGGCUAAUAUAUCUGAACAUCUUUCAUCAACUAAAAAAAAGAUUCUAGAUGACCUGCAGAAAACACUGUCGAAUCAUAUCCUACAAGAUUUGAUUGCUGAGUCAGGACCAAAAAGAACUAUGUCCCGCUCCCAGGGUGCCCAAGAGUACCCUCACACAGUCAUACUGCACGGGGAUGCUGGAGUCGGGAAGUCCACCCUGGCCAGGCAGCUGAGGAGAGCCUGGCUGGAAGGCCAGCUGUACAGGGACCGCUUCUGGCACGUCUUCUACUUCAACUGCAGGGAACUGAACCCAUCACAGACAAUGAGUUUCACUAAGUUCAUCGUAGAAUAUGGGGUUGCCCCUGGGGCUUCCAUUGGCCAGAUGUCUCAGUCAGAGCAGCUGCUCUUCAUCCUCGAUGGCCUUGAUGAGCCAGAAUGGGACUUAGAGAAGCAAAAGGGUGACACCCAUCUGCAGUGGAGCCUGAAGCAGCCUUUAUGCUCAAUUCUGAGCCAGUUGCUGAGGAAAACCAUGUUUCCCAGUGCAUCCUUGCUGAUCACCGCUAGAACCAGCGCUCUAGAGAAAUUCAUUCCGUCUUUGAAGCACCCACAAUGGGUGGAGGUGCUGGGGCUCUCUGAGUCUGGAAGGAGGGAAUAUUUCUGCAAAUACUUCACAGACGAAGGCCAAGCAAGCAGAGCCCUGAGCUUGGUGGAGUCAAACCAUGUGCUCUGGGCCCUGUGUCAGCUGCCCUGGGUAUCCUGGCUGGCCUGCACCUGCCUGAGGCAGCAGAUGGAGCAGGGGCGAGAGCUCUCGCUGACUCUCCAGACCACCACGGCCCUGUGUCUGCAGUACUUGUCCCAGGCUCUGCCCACUCAGACCCUCGGGACGCAGCUGAGGGGCCUGUGCUCUCUGGCUGCUGAGGGCAUCCAGCACAGAAAGACCCUCUUCACUGUGGAAGACCUCAAGAAGCAUGGUGUGGAGGGCUCCAUCGUCUCCGCUCUCUUGCCGAUGGUCAAUCCCCAAGAUCUCCCCAUCCAUCAGAGCUACAACUUCACUCACCUGUGUCUCCAGCAGUUCCUGGCCGCCAUGUCCUGUGUGCUGGGCUGUAGUAAGGAGGAAAGUGGUGACCCUGAAAGCUCUUUAGGUAUAAGAGAGGCGCUACUAAAAUACUGCAGGCAUGAUGUCUUCGGAGCACCAACCACGCAAUUUGUAUUUGGCCUUCUGGGUGAGCAGGGGGUGAGAGAGAUGGAGAGCAUCUUUGGCUGCCCACUCUCAGGGGAGAGGAGGCAGGAACUCCUGAAAUGGACCCAGGAAGAGGUCCAGCAACAAUAUUUCUCCCACCAGCCAUAUUCCUUACAGUUGCUCCGCUGUUUGUAUGAGAUUCAGGACAAAGAUUUCCUGACACAAGUAAUGGUCCAUUUCCAAGGAACAAGCAUGUGUGUUGAAAACGAAGUGGAGUUCCUGGUGUUCACUUUCUGUAUUAAAUUCUGCCCCCAUGUGCAGCGGCUUCAACUGAAUGAGGGUGGGCAAGAAAAACAAGCGUGGAAACACCCCACUAUGGUCCUGUACAUGUCGUAUCCAAUCACAGAUAACUGCUGGCGGAUUCUCUUCUCCAUUUCUGGGAUCAUUGAGAACCUAAUGGAGCUGGACCUCAGUGGAAACUUCCUGAGCAGCUCUGCAGUGCAGAGUCUUUGUGAGGCCCUCAGAUGCCCCCGCUGCCGUCUGGAGACCCUGCGGCUGGUCUGCUGCGGCCUCACCUCCAGCAGCUGCCAGGCCCUGGUCUCCACACUCAGCACCAACACCCACCUGAGGGAGCUGCACCUGCAGCAGAACAACCUGGGCGACCUGGGCUUGAGGCUGCUCUGUGACUGGCUCAGGCAGCCUGCCUGUCUGCUCAGGCUCCUGGGGCUGGACCAGGCCCGGCUGAGUGAAGAGGUGACAGAGAUGCUGCGGGCCCUGGAGCAGGAGAAGCCUCAGCUGCACAUCUGUGGCAGAAGCCCCCAGGAAGUGGCUGGAGUGGAACCCAUCUGUCGGUCUCCCCCCUCCCCUGUGGGGGGUCCCCACAUGGAGCCUCUGACGACCACAGAUGAGUUGUGGGGCCCCACAGGACAUACGGCUGUCGAGGUGGUUGACCAGGAAAGGAGCCAGUACCGAGCUCACCUCCCCACGGCCGGCUCCCACCACUGGCCCAACACGGGUCUCCACUUUGUGGUGAGAAGGGCAGUGACCGUCGAGAUUGAAUUCUGUGCCUGGGACCCAUUCCUGGACACGAUUGUCCCCCGGGACACCUGGAUGGUGGCAGGACCACUGUUUGACAUCAAGGCGGACCCAGGAGCUGUGGCAGCUGUGUACCUGCCUCACUUCGUGUCCCUCCAAGGAGACCACGUGGACCCCUCCCAGUUCCACGUGGCCCACUUCAAAGAGGAGGGGACGCUGCUGGAGGAGCCAGCCAGGGUGGAGGCGUUACACAGCCUGGAGAACCCCAGUUUCUCCCCCAUGGGAGUCCUACUGAGAAUAUUCCCAGUUACCAGGAAAAUCAUUCCCAUCAUCUCCACCGUGAUGCUCUACCAUCACCUCCGUCCUAGUGAAAUCAACUUCCACCUCUACCUGGUCCCCAAUGACUGCUCCAUUCAGAAGGCCAUAGAUGAAGAAGAAAAGGAGUCCCAGUAUGUGAGAAUACGCAAGCCUCCUCCAAUGACCCCACUCUACCUGGGCUCCUGCUUCACCGUGUCUGGUUCAGAGGUGAUAGAGAUCAUCCCCCAGGAGCUGGAGCUCUGCUAUCGGAGCCCCAGGGAGUCCCAGGUCUUCAGUGAGAUCUACGUUGGACAGUUGGAGUCAAGGAUCCGUCUGCAAAUUCAGAAUAUGAAAGAUGGAACUGUGGUGUGGGAGGCCUUGGUGACACAAGCAUCUAGGAUCCUCCACAGGAACCCAGGACAGAUGGGGCUGGCUCAGCCAAGGACCCAGAUCACCGAAUCACCCCAGGGAGCCGAGGGCAUGGGUUGGCUCUACAGGCCUGGGGUCGAGGUUCUUUCGGACCCUCUCUUCAACCCUGUUCCUCAGCACCUGGCUCAGGAGUGA